GUGAAGGCGAAUUCUAUAGGACGGAUGUAAGAUGACAAAAGUUGGUCGCCGAGAAAAGACGAGCAUCGAAAGUGGCGCGAGCGCUUUCUGCGAACCUUUCCCGGGGAUAUGUCAACGUGUCGAAGGAAUUGAGCGUGAACAGCCAUUUUUAUUACAUUUUUAUCGAGGAUAUUGCCGGGAAAAGUUGACACGGAAAGAAAAGUUGAAAUUGGAAAGGAACGAAGUGACAUGAUUCCACGCGGUGAAGUACGAGCUUAAAAACGUCCCAUCUUGCGAGUACGCCGAUUCAAUGGCACCAGCACCAAUUUCUCGAUCGAUCUACCUCGUGGAGGAAUGCUGCUAACUUUAUUCAGGUUGACCAUGAUCGUUCCGCUACUAAUCCCCGUUUGCGUCGAAACCAAUGCCGAAAAAUUAUCGUUCGUACCGUCAGAGGAGAAGAAAGGGGCGGCCGGUGUGCCGCAUCGACGGACCGUUACGUUUCUGAAAGAGAACGAGAAAUCGAUUCAAGAUGAAGACACGAGCCCCGUGCUACGGAAAAGGCAAUUGAGCAACAAGAACAAUCGAUACACGAGCGGGCAGAAUUUGAGGAUGCGCCAUGCCAUCGUGUCUGAUCCCGUGGAUUACAGAAUUCCUAGAUCGGAUAUCGAGACUGGUGGAUUGGCGCACAAAAUGGCCAAGGACGCGCUCAAAUCCCCCAAGGUGCAAGAGACGAUAAGGAAACUUUCGCGCGUGUCGCCCCCGGGGCAUCUUCAGGCCACGGUGAAGAUACCGAUGACAAAGGGUAACGGUGGUGGCUCGAAGGCGACCGAAGACAAAAGAAUCGAAAGGGGUUGAGGCACAAGGGGCGAAAGAAG
Apis florea (little honeybee) is the source of this 854-nucleotide messenger RNA. RefSeq lists its product as uncharacterized. Gene Ontology annotation, molecular function: biotin binding. The record is from RefSeq and is a predicted model, not a curated record. NCBI's taxonomy places the organism in Eukaryota, Metazoa, Arthropoda, Insecta, Hymenoptera, Apidae.